Eutrema salsugineum is the source of this 1265-nucleotide messenger RNA. RefSeq lists its product as uncharacterized. The coding region runs from base 1 to 1029 and encodes 342 amino acids. The transcript has 5 exons. The record is from RefSeq and is a predicted model, not a curated record. Lineage: Eukaryota; Viridiplantae; Streptophyta; Magnoliopsida; Brassicales; Brassicaceae.
AUGGCAGCUCGCUACAACUCUUACGAUUCUAGAUCAUCGUUAUCUUCCUCAGUCCACUCAGAUCUAUCUUCCUCCGCUGAAUCCAAACCGAACAAACCAUCUUCAUCCAAGGCCAUUGUCAGAUCCAAACAUUCAUACUUAACCAAAACAGCUAAAAACGUCAAGCCUGAAAAUCCUGGAAACCUCACUUGUAUGAUGAAGAAGCUGAUUGAGAUGAAGAAAUCUAAUUCCAGGAGCAAGAGGGUCGAGCUUGUGAUUCCCGAGGAAAUGAAGAAAAUUGAUACUGCGAAAUUAGAAGGAAGAGGAGGGAAGAGCACACUAGGAACAUUGCAGAGGAAGCUGUUCGGGAAGGAGAAGGUUAAGCCUUUGACAGAGGUCAAGGGAAACACCAGGACUCUCUCCAUGGUUCUGCGAAGCGAGAGGGAGCUUCUUAGCAUGAACAAGGAACAAGAAAUGGAAAUCGCUGAGCUAAAGAUUCAUCUUGAGGAGAAGAAUAGAGAAGUGGAGAAGUUGAAGGAUCUGUGCCUGAAGCAGCGGGAAGAGAUAAAGUCGCUGAAGAGCGCACUUUUGUUUCCGGAUGCGAUGAACAGCCAGAUGCAGGAGCUGAAUCAGGCAAGGCAGAUCAUCCCUAACCUUCAAAAGCAGGUUCUUUCACUCAAUGGCCAGCUCCAAUGCAUUGCUCAUGACCUUGCUGAGGUGAAGGCGAACAAGUACUCGUCAGAAAGCUGUUACUGGCAAGCACAGACGUCUUCCUAUGAUUCACUGGAAUUCAGCUCAGGCAGCCCUGAUGGAUUGGCUCUGGAAGAUCUGAAUCCAUGCCUAACCCCUUAUACUAAGACGAAGCCAAAGGAGUUUGAGAGGGUGGAUUCGGCAGAAGAGAGCUUAUCAGGGAGAAGCACUGUAACAACAACAGGAUGUAAAGUUAAAUCAAGUUCAAAAAGUGUAAAGCUGUCAGGGAGCUCAGAGGGAAAGGCAGGCCGGAGAUCAGAGGAGAGCAGAGGAUGGUAUAGAGGUGGGAGAAUGUUUUAAGAUAAAAGAAAAGUGCUUCAAAGGGUAAGUUUGGCCCAAUAUUUCCACGUGAUAAGUUAUGUCUCUUGCUCUCAGUCUCAGAGGGUAGUAUGAUUUUGGUAGAACCGUGAUGCAAGAUUGAGCUGAACAAGUUAAAAAUGUUGUGUGUAAAAUAGAAGCCAUUCAAAAUAAGGUAAUUAAAGAUGAAGAAAGAGAGCAGAUAUGUUUCCUUUGCAUCCCCCUUUUCUCACUUUGUA